UCACGUGAUAGCUUGAGCGACUGACUCGCUUCACGCGAGAGAGGUCCGCUGAUAUCUGAUCUGAGAGGUAGAGAUCAGUGGAGAGGUCCUGCAUGCAUACCACGCACCCGGCGAAUUCCCGGCCGACGUGAUCCCGGUAUACGGUGCGCCCGGCUGAUGAUUCUCAUCUCUCGCGAGGCCGAAAAAUCAGUGAGAAUGAUGGAUGAAAAGAAGAGGAAAGGUUCUUCUCGUCGUGCUCACAAAAGUAACACAGAUAACAAUACAGUUACACUUACAGGUGCUAGUCCAUCUGGUCAUCAGCAGAAGCUUCAAGGGAGUGCUAGGGUCAUCAAGGACCACUGCGCUGAUUGGCACAAUCAUAUUGAGAAAUGGAAUGGAAUGAAUGAUGCAGGCUUCGACAUCAUCAACAAGAUUAUCAAUCUUAAACUUCAAUAUAAGAGUGAUAGGGAAAGCAAGCUUGAUGUUCAGACGAGGACCAAGAGUGAAGUAGAGUUCUUGAGUGAGCUGAAUGAUGGAAUGCCAGAAGGCCUCGAGGCACUGUGUGAACAGCUGACUGCCAUACAUACAUCUAUGACUACACUGAUGAGCAAGAUGGCAUCUAUCACUAAGCACUUCCAAGGUGUGGAGAAAUUGGAGCAGAAAAAGAAAUCUGACCAGGAUGCCAGUCCAUUGUUUACAAGCUGGUCAGUGGACAAGUUUGUUCAAGCCUCUCAGCAUCUUCAAGACAUGUACCAGAAGGAACUUGAGGUCAAGGAGGUGAUCGUCGAGGAUGUAGCUCACCAUGACAACCGUGACAUCAUGAUGAUGUAUGCCUCCUCCUGGCUACACCAGCCAUAUAUAGAAGAUGAUGCUAUCGUCACAUUGGAGAGUAUGCUUAUAGAGACAGGAUUUAGGUGACAGUACGA
Messenger RNA from Lytechinus variegatus (green sea urchin), 905 nucleotides. It is a transcript of the gene cinp, whose product is annotated as cyclin-dependent kinase 2-interacting protein-like. The record is from RefSeq and is a predicted model, not a curated record. The transcript has 5 exons. The coding region runs from base 157 to 897 and encodes 246 amino acids. NCBI's taxonomy places the organism in Eukaryota, Metazoa, Echinodermata, Echinoidea, Temnopleuroida, Toxopneustidae.